Molecule: messenger RNA, 4024 nt
Organism: Linum trigynum
Lineage: Eukaryota; Viridiplantae; Streptophyta; Magnoliopsida; Malpighiales; Linaceae
Source: the annotation of a GenBank genome assembly
UUGCUUUGCUGCCGCUACCAUCGCCAAUCAUGCGGCCGCUCUACCUCUCUUGCUGUUCCUCAUCUUCUCGCUACCUUUCCCCGAUUACAUUUUUCUCUUCUUCUUCUUCCUCCCUUCUCCCCAAACCAAUCCUCCCGACUUUCCGGACCAAUCCCGGAUUCAAAUUCACUCCAUCAAGAUCCCGUCUUUCGAUUCGGAAUUGCAGUUCCAUCUCCGCCAAGCCGUCUUCUGAGCUCCGGCAAAAGAAGGGCUCCUUAGACAGCUCCAAGCCAGAGGACAAGAAGCUCCGAGCUCUUCGCCAGCUCUUCUCCAAGCCCGGGAUUGGAAUCGACGCUUACGUUAUCCCUUCUCAGGAUGCUCACCAGAGUGAAUUCAUUGCCGAGUGUUAUAUGCGGAGAGGGUUUAUCUCUGGGUUUACCGGAAGCGCGGGGAUUGCUGUGGUUACUAAGGAAAAGGCAGCUCUUUGGACCGAUGGCCGUUAUUUUCUCCAGGCUGAGAAGCAGUUGAAUUCUAGUUGGAUUCUGAUGCGGUCCGGGAAUCUUGGAGUUCCAACAGCUAGUGAAUGGUUGAAUGAUGUCUUGGCUCCUGGAUCCAAAGUUGGCAUUGAUCCUUUCCUUUUCUCUUUUGAUGCUGCUGAGGAAUUGAAGGAAGACAUAGCGAGGAAGGAUCACGAACUAGUCUACUUGUAUGAUGUGAACCUUGUGGAUGAGAUAUGGAAAGAAUUGAGGCCAGGUCCUCCAAAUUCGCCUAUCAGGGUGCAUGAACUGAAAUAUGCUGGCGUCGAUGUUGUGUCGAAGUUAUCUUUUCUCAGGUCUCAGCUUGUUGAUGCUGGUUGUUCGGCGAUUGUUGCUUCGAUGCUUGAUGAAAUUGCUUGGCUCCUGAACUUGCGAGGCGGCGAUGUUCCCAAUUCUCCUGUUAUGUAUGCAUAUUUGGUGGUCACGAUGGAUGAUGCCAAAAUGUUUGUUGAUAGUUCAAAAGUCUCUCCAGUGGUCUCAAACCAUUUGAAGAAUGCGGGUGUCGAGUUGAGGCCAUAUGGCUCCAUUCUUUCUGAGAUUGAGAGUUUGGCGUUGAAAGGUACUGAGCUAUGGUUGGAUCCAUCUUCUAUUAAUGCUGCCAUAGUGAAUACCUACAAGGCUGCUGGUGAAAAACACUUGGAAAGCCUUGGAAGUGAGGAUAACAGCAUGAGUAAGAAUCCUAAAGUAUCCAAUGGCUCCAGUGGUCAAUCUUGGGGACCAUGUGGAGUUUAUAGGGCAUCCCCUAUCUCUUUGGCAAAAGCUGUGAAAAAUCCUUGUGAGUUAGAAGGCAUGCGAAAUGCUCACCUGAGAGAUGCAGCUGCCUUAUCACAGUUUUGGACUUGGCUCGAGGAUGAAAUUCACAAGGGUGCAAAGCUAACAGAAGUUGAUGUUUCUGAUAAACUGCUUGAAUUUCGUCAACAACAGGAUGGAUUCAUCGACACUAGCUUUGAUACAAUAAGUGGUUCUGGUGCAAAUGGCGCAAUCAUACACUACAGACCUGAACCAGGGAAUUGUAGCAUUGUGGAUUCAAAGAAGCUCUUUUUAUUAGACAGUGGAGCUCAAUACGUUGAUGGAACCACAGACAUAACAAGGACAGUGCACUUUGGCGAACCAACUGCACAUGAAAAGGAAUGCUUCACCCGGGUUUUACAGGGCCAUAUUGCACUGGAUGAAGCAGUAUUCCCUGCAACUACCGUUGGCUUUGUACUGGAUGCGUUUGCACGUUCCUUUCUAUGGAAAAUCGGCCUUGAUUACCGCCACGGGACGGGACAUGGCGUGGGAGCUGCUCUGAAUGUUCACGAAGGCCCUCAAAGUAUCAGCUUCCGAUAUGGGAACACGACUCCCUUGCAGAAGGGCAUGAUAGUCAGCAACGAGCCUGGAUACUACGAAGAUCAUGCUUUUGGAAUCCGAAUUGAGAAUCUCCUUCAUGUGAAAGAGGCAAACACUAAAUACCGGUUCGGGGGAAUAGGCUAUCUGACUUUUGAGAAACUCACGUUCGUCCCCAUUCAGAAAAAAAUGGUGGAAGUAUCGUUGCUAUCUGAUGCAGAGAUUGAUUGGCUUAACGAUUACCAUUCACAAGUCUGGGAGAAGGUGUCUCCUCUGGUUGAAGGUUCUGCUUCACAAUGGCUUUGGGACAACACGCGACCGCUGGUCCGGCAGUGAUAAGCUCCUCGGCUUCAGAUUCUCCCUUGUAUUGUAUAGAAGGAGAACCUUGCUCCUCAUUUUCUAUUUUGUUGCACAAUAAUAUGGCUUGAUUGAUAUUGGAUUCCGUGGUCCUUCAUAUACCCGGUCUAAUCACGGUUCUGGGAGUUUGUUGGUGGAAACUCGUUUGGACCGAGUUCUUUUCUCAGCCAAGGCAUUGUCUUCCUUCCCCAAUUCUCUUACCACUCAUCUCUCCGAUAUCAGGUCGCUGGCAGCGCCGUCGUUCUAAACCAAAACGUCUUUUUCGUUUUGAUAGCCGCUGGAUUUCUAAUCCGGAAGGAAGCUCGGUUCAUCAUUGAACAUUUUUGGAACUUACCUGUAGUCGGCUCCCCGAUGUACUGUUUGCAUGCCGAACUUAAACUCAGACUCGUAGGACAAAGAAUUUUGUUGCUGCUCUUCGCCAACCCACGGGGUAAGUAGUCACUGAAGAAGAUGAUAAGGGCUUGGAGACGGUUUCUCAUUUCUCCCAUUUAUUUUCAUCUGAAGGGCUGGCCACUAAUAUUGAGGCUGCUGUGGAUGUGUUACCCAUUUCUCCCACUAAAAUUAUAUAUGGAAAAAGCUUAUGAUCGAAUUGAAUGACCUUACCUUUUUUGUUUGAUGAACGCAUUGGGGUUUCAUCCUUAUCUAAUUGGAUUGAUUCGAAAUUGUCUCUCUACCACUUCCAUCUCGGUCCUUCUCAAUGAUAGUUCGUAUGGGUAUUUUCAUCCUUCCCGGGGUCUUCGUCAAUGUGAUCUGUUGUCAUCUUUACUCUUUGCGAUUUGCACGGAAGGAUUUUCGUCUCUUUUGACUCAAUCAGUCUUGGCAACAUUUAUGUCAACCUAAGUCCAAUAGAAGUCUUGGCUUUCAUGAUUUUGAGGCCUUUAACCAAGCUCUCCUUGCCAAACAGUGUUGGCGUAUUUGAACAGACCUGAAUACAUUGGUUGCUAGCGGGCUUAAAGUGCUCGAUUUCCAUCAAACAUCGCUACUCUCAGUGCCGGUGGGCUGCAACACCUCUUGGACGUGGCAAUCUUUAUUGCAUGAUCGGGAUCUCUUAUUGAAAGGGUUACAGUGGGAGGUAGGUUCAGGGAAUUCGAAUGAUGCUAUGACGGAUCCUUGGGUGCCAUCUUUAUCAUCCUUUAAGCCUACUCUGUUGGCCACGACUGGAGGUGCAUCACGUUUUGUUUCUUAUUUUAUCGAUCCUCACCGGGGAACGUGGAACCAAGGAUGUUUACAUGACUUCUUUGAUGCCACUUAUGUUUCCGCUAUUUUUGCGAUUCCUCUUCCUUUCCAUCCUUCCACCGAUCACUAUAUUUGGCAUUAUCAUUCUGAUGUGAUAUCGACUCGCACCAUAUUUAAUUCCCGUGGUCAAAAAAUAAAGAUUCGAGUUAGACGAUUUAAAGAUCAAUUAGGAGCAUUCUUAAUGGAUAAAUGACGCUUGAAACUACUGCCAGGAGCACAACACGUAUGGCAUGAGAAUUUUAUGCAUGGUGUAAUUAGAUGGGUGAUUAAUUAUUCUAUGACUCAUCAUAGCCAUGCCCUCACGUGGAAAGUUUGUCUUCAUGGCAAGCAAGCAGAGUCUCACAAGCUCACGUGGAGGUUCUGUGAAUAGAGGGAAAUUGAUUCCGCAAAUGAAGAGGAGCAUCCACAUCUGUCGUGGAAUUAAUUGUACGGAAGGACAAUUGGCGGACAAAAUUACAAAUCCGCUAAGGAGAAGGACAUGUGGAACGGAGCUCAAUUCCGUGAAGAAGAAGAAGGUUCAUCAUGAAGACCAAGCUGCGACGUGUUGUGCAAGAGGAGUUUUGUUUGUUUAAUUAAUUAUUAUGUUUACU